Messenger RNA from Neolamprologus brichardi, 2967 nucleotides. The record is from RefSeq and is a predicted model, not a curated record. NCBI's taxonomy places the organism in Eukaryota, Metazoa, Chordata, Actinopteri, Cichliformes, Cichlidae.
CUGUUUACAGCUGAGGCCAUCGAAGUUAGUGUAUCAGAGGUUUCAGUCGGACUAUGUCAACUCAGACAAGUUUACUAAUCGAGAAGGAAGUCAUGAACACGUGCGCCGCUGAACAUCUGCACAGAUGUGUAUGACACAUGAAAACAGCGCGUGCUGCCCCGGUACAAAGCAGGCGCUGCUGAGGGGCCCCGACUCACCGCCUCGUGGUUAACCGACGCUCUGCCUGCAUGUCGCGGCUGUGGGACAGCAGCAGCAGCAGCUUACCGGUAUUAGCGCCUGCUGCUCCCUCUGCCCCCCCGGGGUGGGUGUGCAUCGUCGUAGCUGCUACUGUCUCUUUAAAUUUACCCAGGAGCCCCUUAAGGAGCCCCAGGGGCCCCUAGUCCGGCUCCCCACCCUGAAGACAAGCAAGAGCCUAAAAAUUCAUGAGUAGAGGCCUGAGCCGAGGCGCCUCCACCGAGCACCGCGGAGCAGCGGCCCUUUUCGCCGGUGGAUUUAUGAUUGUGUGCUUGCAUGAAAAGUUAACUUGGCUCCCGUGCGGGGCGCGUGGGGGGACCGCGGAGAGCACGGGCUCCUCGGCGGUGGGCUCGUUAUAGAGCGCCUGGCAGAUGCGUGUCGAGCGCUGCGGAGCGGCGAGAACGUGUUGUUGUUGUGAGGGUGACAUGCCCCACGACGGCGACACGACCCACUGAACGAAGCACCGCCAACCACGACUGAAGCGAGAGCAGCGAUCCAGUGAUGGAAGAGAAAGGAGCGGGGCAGGGGGAGCCCGUGAAGCUCCGCUGUGCCUAUCAGCCGGAGCUGCUCUCAUUAAUGACAAGCGGGCAGGAGGAAACCACGCAGGAGGACAGCGAGUUAGUAGAAGACGGUCUUGCCAAUGGCCAUGGAGAGGUGGAAUCAGAGAGCGGUGUGGUCACGCCUGUCCGGUCACCAAGCACCAGCUACUGGAGCAUCACAGAGAGCCCAGAUCACCCCCUCCUCCUCUCCCUGGCCCCGGGGCCCUCUGGAGCCAAACCCAGGGUGCAGAGAGCCUCGCGUCCAGGCCUGAGCCGGAUCCCAGGCCGAGACCACCGCCGGUACUACCACGAGUACUGGCGCAGCGAGUACCUGAUGGACUUUGACCCCCAGAGGCACGGCAUGAUCUGCAUGGUGUGCGGUAGUUCGUUGGCCACUCUGAAGCUCAGCACUAUCAAGAGGCACAUCAGACAGAAGCACCCGGACUCCCUGCUGUGGAGCGCCGCUGACAAAGAGGUGAUCCGCUCGGGGUGGGAGAGCCACCUGAGUUUGGGGGGAGGGCAGAAGUUAUACAGCCCUGCAUCGGGACCCUCACUUCAGGGCGAAGACGACACUAGGCACUCAGGUCAACAGACUGGAGCAGAAGAAGCGGAGCACUCAAACAAAUCAGAGACCAACACCAAAGAUGGCGCUGUGGGGCUCUUCUCUGAGGACGUGGAAACCAUCCAGAUCAACACUGACGUGUACACGGAGGGCGACGGCACUUUCACUCAGGACACCUGUCUUAUUGGUGAGGACGGCGGUGUCGGAGUUCCCCAGCAGGGUCUGCAGCCCUUCCGGCAGCCUAAGAAGAGGAGGCUACACGGGGGCGACCCGUGGCGGCUGCGUCUGGACUAUCUGGUGGCCUACGGGCCUCAAGGCCAGGGCAUGUUCUGUAUGGUGUGUUCUCAGGUCCUGCAUGAAACCAAGGUUAGCAGCUUCCGCCGCCACAUCCAGGAAUGUCACCCGGAGACCACAACCCUGAGCCGACAGGAAAGGGAAGCCAUGGCUGCAGCCUGGACCAAAGAUUACCCCAGUGAAGGCAUGCAGAUCCAAGAUGAAAUCAACCCCAGUGAAGUUGAUGUCCUCAGUACCGCAGGAGAGACAAAUGAAGACGCCUCCCCUGAUGUCAAAAUACCCAGCAAACUGGUGAUAAAGGAGGAAGCUGUGGGCGAAGCCAAGGGCAAAUCAAAGGAUGGCGGCGCUGCAAACACACCUUCUCGUCAUGGUCAUUACCCCGGCAAGGACCAGAGGAGGAACUACCAGGUGCGCUGGCGGACAGAUUACUUGAUGGAUUACGACUGUAGGAGGCACGGGCUGAUCUGCAUGGUGUGUGGAGCCACUCUGGCCACACUGAAGGUCAGCACUAUUAAAAGGCAUAUUCAGCAGGUCCACCCUCACUCGCUGUAUUUCAGCGCAGUGGAAAAGCAGCAGGCCCUGCAGAGCUACAACCAGACUGCCCUGCAUUUCAUCCAUUCUGACGACUGCUUUUCACCCCGGGACCACGGACAUACUGAGCUGGCCCCCACUUCAGCACACUUGGACACUUAAGAAGGGCUUCUGUCUGUUGCUCCUUACAUGACUUCAGAAACAGCCCUCCUUGUUCUCUUGAAGGGAAAUUCAGGUAUUUGUAAUUUGUAAAAGACUGCAAUUUCCCUUUAAGUCGGCAUCUGUGAGUACUGCUGUGGCUAAAGGACAAUAACGGGUGCCACAUGGGAAUCGACAACAAUACAAAUAUCACGCAGCCUAAAACAAAAUCAAAGUGCAGCCACUCAUUUGAAACUAAAGCUUUUUUGCACAUCGCCUGUUUUACCUGAGGACCUCACAAGAUUUGGGGAAAUUAUUGCUUUAGAUGUACAAAAUGUAUGUUUUGCUUAUGUAUUUAUUUCCUAGCUUUGUAUCUGUUGGUACUUUAAAUAUAAAUCAACAUGAACCCAAGUGGGUGGUCCUCUGGAGCAAUCGGAUAAUAUCUCUGAAUCUGCGGACACAAACUGUAGAGUAACGCUAAGAUACUUUUUAAAAGUAAUGUAUAGAAAAAUGAGAUGGGGCUCAUGCUAUCGGUCCAGUCACAUUCACUGCUAAUGUGGCUAACAUUAAACAUAGAUGGAUCUUCUUUUUGUUGGGGGGACAUUCGCUUUUCACAUCCAAGAAUUGAUGCAGUGUUCUCUUUGGCAGCCAACAACAAAACAUUUCUGC